AGAACGUCACGCUAUAUCUUUCCUGGAGAGAACGUGGCGCACUAUCGCUGCUUCCUGGUGCACAGAGGUAAAAAUCUACCGUAAUUUCAUGAAUUUUUUUUGUGAAAUUCGUUUCAACCUUCUCACCCUUAAUCAACCACUUUUUCUCUAGGCUGUUUCGUUUUGGAGGAAAGACGUUUGAGCAAGAAAUGUGAGUAGAAUAUUUUAUCUACCUUUUAUGAUGAUUACAGUGAAAUAUAUAUUCAUGCGGAAAGCCAUGUAGUUUCGAUUUCAGCGGCUACACCGUUAUCUUCCUCUUUACCUGUUCUAAAAUCAGUAAUAUGCUUAACUAUAUGACAUUGCAACUGUCUCAACAUUCGGAAUCUUGGGCGCCAUUUGGUUGUAUCAUACAAAAGUGUAAACGCAGCUGCUUUGUAAACUUGACUCAGAUCGACAAUAUCCGAGAUCACAAUUAAUAGGACGGAUGUUAGUUUGUGGUAAGAGUUUAAGUAUUAAAAAAAAUAUAACAAUUUGCAUAAAAAAUCGAAGGUAAUGUUGUUUCUUGUCUGCUACAUUGGAAUUCUGACCACAGGAUCUGCUAAAUCACUGCCGUCUUCAAAUGUUCCAAUAUUGACGAGUGCUUGUCACAGUGAAAUUUCAGUGUAAAUUACGUCACGCGUGUUCAAUUUGCUUUGUAGGCUUUGAAGAUAUCGCACAAUAACCUUUAAAUAAGAACGCUCCUUGUCAUAAAAAUAUAGAAACUCUCUUUAUGACAUAGGGUCAGGUCAAUAUGUAUAAAAGAAUCAUAAACCUACUGCUGCAAACUGACAACAAUGUGGGAAUAUGUAAAUUUUUACAAUAACCCUUCAGUCCCUGUUAGCUUUAUUUCUGGGUUUUUCUCACCUAAAUAAUGUGCUUCGCAUGGUCUCAUAUAAGGUGUUCCGUGUGUUUGAGACCUUUAUAUUUUAAUUCAGCUGCGAUUAUGGUUUUACAUUUUACGCCAGGAUAAUUUUUGCCUGAGCAGACUUGCCAAGUCUCACGACUUUGUCGUCAUGUGUUGUGAGUCUCUCGAUCGAUUCAACUUCUUAUCUCAUGCUCUCACGAGUUGACAACUGAUUUCUCACGCUUCCUCGAAAACUCAAACUCCAAAAACCUUGUUGGACCAUCUCUAGGAUUCAUUUCAAGUUAGACAGCAAACUCAAGAGUAAGACUAAUAUGUCGAAUUGCAGACCGCGGAACCGGGGAACCUGCUGAACCUACGGAACCUAAAGAAAUUCACCAUAGCAAUUGACCACUCCGGAAAAUACCAUAACAUACCAUAAUGCUCUUUGUUUGUCAACCCAAAAGUUUGCAUAAGCAUUGUUUUCAGUUUCUCUUGGGGCCCAUUUUAACUCCCAAGAGAAAUUGAAGACAAUGUUUAUGCAAAAUUUUGGGGUGACAAACAAACAACAUUAUGGUAUGUUAUGGUAUUUUCUGGAGUGGUCAAUAGAGGGUUACAUUGAAGUGGCAUUCAACAUAUUACACAGGAAAAAAUAACGGAUUCCCAUUUUUGGAUAUUUUUGGGUAUUUAAAGAAUACCCACAAAAAUCCCAAAUUUGGAAGAGUGAGACAAGUCCCAAUCUGGGAACUUGGUUGGAAAUUCCGUGGUUGGGACUUGUCUCACUUUGCCAAAUUUGGGAUUUUUAUGGGUAUUCUUUAAACACCCAAAAAUAUCCCAAAAUGGGAAUCCGUUAUUUUUUCCUGUGUUACAGGCAUCAGAAAACACCUGAUAGGAUAUGAGAGUAAUAGAGCGCAAUAGAGUGAUAAAAGUGAUGCAUAAUAAUCAGAAUAAUGACUGAGAUUUCCUUAAGGAGGGGGAAAUAUGGGCCUAUUUUGAAAACCGCAGCACUGCAAAAACCUUUUUAUGAAAACUGUGAAAGUCUAUGAUAAAAAUCUUUGAAGGCCAAAAAUUAAAACGCAGUCUUCUGCAAGGGUAAAAAGUGGCAAAUUCCCAAAUCCCAUUCUUGUGUCUCUAUAAUGUCUCUGUAAAUGACUUAAAACUUAGCAGUAAAACUUUUGACAAACACCUGAGAAAUGCACAAAUACAGAACCUGGAACAGAAGAAAAUAUGGAAACCCAAAGCUCCUUUUUUGAAAAAUAUCAUAAACUGUUUAGCGCCCUCAAAAGAAAAAAAAACUGAAAAACUGAAAAAAGGGGCAAGUUUCGAGAGGAAAAACCAAAAACUGAGCUCAAACUUUUAGUCCUAAAACUGCAAAUGCGGAAAACCCAAUGAUAGUUAAUGUGCUGCGAAUUAUGUGAAUAUAAAGAAAAUUCAGGCAAAAUAUUCAAAUGCAUUUCUCCUAUGCAGAUGGUUGAAAGGGCGCUCCGAAUAUUUGCCGAGCAGAAUUUUGGGAAGAAUGAAGAAUAUUACCCAAUUUAUCAAGGAGCGACACGUGAAAUACAAGUACUUGCGCUAAUGGCAAAAGGGGAAAGAAAUGUCUUGCUUCGUCCGUUCAAAAAGAAUAAGCUCACCAUCCUUGCAGAAUUGGCAGCGUACGUAGAGGAAAGCAAAAGAGAAGAACUUCAGGAUGCUUUGUCCAGAAAGGUUGGAAAAGAAGAAUCGUUAGAGCUGAAAAACGACGGCGACGACGAAGAUGGCGACGAAGAUGACGACGACGAUGACGACGACGAUGACUCCGAACCUAGAAGGUAAGAUCAUUGAUGAAUGCUCAUUUGCGUUUUGAUUGUGGGUCAUAAAAGUGCCGAAUUCACCGAAAAAAGGAAAAAGGAUGUGGAAAAUGACUAGUCAAUAUUGGGCUCUUAUGACGUUACCGCAUGCCAACUCGAGGAAGCCCCCCGGUUUUUGGUACCUAAUGAAGACGAUGGAAGCUGGAAGUUACCAGCCAUAACAAUGUCCAACGAUUUCAACGUUGUCUUUUCUUUUUGGUGUCAGUUUUCUUCUUUUUUUUUUUUCAAGUAAUCCUCAGCCGACUAAGGAUCAUAUCUGGUCCAAAGCAUUUAUAUUUUCCCUUUUUCCGUUUUCCCAAGACAUAUACAUAACAAGCUCUUGAUUAACAGCUGAAACAGCGAGCUGAGGAUCGGUUUUCAGGAGACGCUUACCGAUUGUAAGGCCAAUGGACGAGUUUGCACGACGAGAACCUUCAGUUUCUAGAGCAUCGUAUAAUGACAGUGUUUUUCUCUCUUUAAUUUAGUGAUAUAGACGCUGGAUUUGAAGUAGAAGGUGCUGCGAGUGCGACGAUUAAGAUUAACAGAGAACUUGGAAAGCUGGAACUGGGAAAAAUAGACCGAGAGUACAUACGAGACGCGGAGUUACGUGCUAUAUUGGCCAGUACAGAACUGGACAUCAACAUAUUUAAACCGUAUAUUGAUCGCAAACUGCGUUUGAUAACCUCAGUGGUUUACAGCGAGCAUUUUAAACUCAAAGGCAGAAGACGUCUUGAGGUAUUUAAACUUAACUUUGUUAGAAACAAGAUUGAAGUACGUCGAUCUAACAGCUCAUUCCAUCGGAACUUUUCCGAAAAAAGUUGUUCUUUCCGACGAUUUUCUCAUGUGCGACCUGUUCCUUUGCAGCCACAGAUCACGGCGCGCGAUCUAUGGUAGAACAUAUAGCGAAAUAGUAUUAGUAACACAAUCUCAAAAACUAUGGAAGCCGUAGGCAUGUAAUCCGGCACUCUAAGACAAGCAGAGUUAAUGUUUAUUACUACUAUUAUGAACGCAUUUUUACCUAAAAUGUUGUGUAUUGCCGUUGUUGUAGGAGAAGACGGCGAAUUGUAGCGAUUUAAAGGGUGUUGCACACACUUCAAAUCGCUAAAAUUCAUUUUUGCCACAUUCACCAAAAUGUUUGUGUGGGCCCCUGUGAACAAUUGAGGAGACUGAGGCUUGGAGGACAUAAAUAACUGGCAUUUGAGUUUUACCUCUAACAUGUCUUAGUCUCUUGUUUUUUUUUUCAGACGAACAUUUUCCUACAUAUUGCUGUGUUAAGUAUAUAAACGCUACAAGGACCAAAUGACUGCCCGAGUAAAGGCUAGUUUUAUUUGCCCCUCUUGAUUAUUGGCUCAACAGGGUUCUAUCUAGGGUAUUUGAGGGGUAGAAGCUCCCCCCCCCAAAAUGUCCAGCUUCCCCCCCAAAAAAUUAAUAUUGUUAUCAGUACAGUAUUAAGUAACUAUAUCGUCACUGCACACACUGUAAUACUUCUCAAAAUUGUGUCUCAAAAUGCACCAAAUUCAUCUCAGCACAUAUUCAUUUCAAAAAUUUUGGGGAGGGGGCAUGCCCCUGGACCACCCUAGGAAGCUCGUGGCCUUCGGCCACUCGGGACUUCUCCCCCAAACGAUAAAUCCUGGAUAGAACCCUGCUCAAGAAAAUACUCAUUUUGCUCGUUAAUCUUAUUCUUAAGGUUGAGGGGCGCGCAGGAGUUACAAUUCCAAUAGACGCUUUCCUUGCUAAAUUGAAGGGACACUUAAAAAAGGUCGUCAUUCCACCGAAGUUGGCGGAAAGAAACAAUCGUGGGCCUGUUCUCUUUAAGUGUUGCCGCGUGGUUUUCAACAAACAAACUAAUAAAUUAGAACUUCCAGAAGGGGAGGAUGUUGGUAUAGCUGUCCACAGAGACCUUGAAGACUAUGAAGCAGAGGAACAUAAGAAUACUACAGUAGGUCUGAAGGAGGACGAGGAGAGCGAUUUAGUAGGUAUGAGCCCCCGGGGGUCCUCCGGAAAGGGGUACCUUUUUCAGGCUUCAGUUAUAUGAAAGGAUAGGGAUUUUACUAGUUGAAAUAUUAGAAAGGGUAGGAAAUUCUGCUAAUAGAUGGAUUUUAUGGCAGUGAAAAAUUUGAAAAAACGUUCUAGUUCUGUGAUUUAUUCAUAUUUAAACGACAGGGAGUUUGCGCCAGUUAAAAGGGUUGUCAAAAGUCUAAAUUAGGUAUGUAAAAAAGGUACCAUUUAGAGUAAACGGGUUUAUUUUUCUGCCCAAAUAGGUAUAUAAAAUGGUUAAGGGUUGGAUCUUGGGGCGGAACCUCCCCGUAUAAAAGUACCCCCCGGUUAUGAGCCGAGAUCCGCCACGUUCACAGCGUGACUGGAAGCAGUGCGUAUUAGCAGUGUCUUUCUCACUGUCCUGUUUCUGGAAAUAUUCGCUUGGCUUGCCCGGCGAGUGUUAUUAUUUGAAAAGUUCCAAUCCGCUUAGCUGUUGCCUGAAAAAACUGCCAUACCGUAAAAUUCCGAAAAUAAGCCCCGGGGGUUAUAUUUUUCUAAGGCCGCUUUUGAGGGGCUUAUUUUUGGAGGGGCUUAUCUACGAAGGGAAGUUUAUGUUCAAAAUCGAUUGGGCUAGCCUUAUAGUUGGAAGUAAAUUUACCGUUUUUGCCUUGUUUUACUUAAUAUUUGAGGGUAAUUUUUCAAGUACGAGCCCCCGGGGGCUUAUAUUUGGAGGAGCGAUUUAACGGAGGGUUUUUUGCGUUACCGGUUUGGGGGGCUUAUAUUUGAAGGGGCUUAUUUUCGGAAGUUAACGGUAACUUUGCGACGCUUCCACUGGUUUCCCCGCGAAAUGACGUUUGAGAAAACAUUAAGUAGUAACAGGUCAUCAGUGUGGAAUUCCUGUGCCCCUUCCUCAGACAUCCUUUCAUGGGGAAAUCAGUUGUAGUAUCGCGACAUGUCGGCUGUUUUCUCAGGCAAGGUUAGCUGGGGUCCCGGAAUCACGAUAUGGGGAUCCCAGUUUACCGGGCCGGCUCGGUUGUAUAUGUAAUCGUGAAGUUGAUUUUUGUUCCGUUUUGUGCCAAGAUGUCGACAAUUAACAAUUAGUUCAUACGUCAGCGUGCGUAUGUCGAGAUAUUGAGCAGGCAGGAAGUUUGGAGAGCACGAAAGAGGCGUAAGAGUUGCUCGAGGGGCAGCCGAGAGUAACUCUAGCCUCUUGAGUGCCGUCCAAACUUCCCAAGUGCUCAAUAUCUCGACAUGCGCACAGCUGAAGCAUGAACUAACUGUUUUAUAACAUUAUCAAAGCGAUAAAUGCAGCAGUUAACUUAAAUUUUUGUUCUUGAAGCGCGCCCUCAAAGCAGUACGCGUCAAUGUCUACGUGACUAUAUUUUUUUACCUCACAAUUAUGUUUUUGUCUUAGUGAAACUGAGAGAAAGUUUAAUCAAGUCGCUUAAGAUAACGGUGAAAAAGAUUGUAAAAUCCAUAUUGAGGUGCUUCACCCAAAAAUUCUUUUUGAAAGAAAUAACUUUACAAAGAAUGAUUUGCACACGCCACAGCCCGUACAGCUCGUGCAGAUGACAACAACAACCUCACCAUGGAUAAUAGAAAGACUAUUAUCCAUGAACUCACCUCUUUUCCCUACUAUCGGUUGGCAAAUUCAAAAGUUUUCUCUUAAAUUUACGUUAUAAAACACAUGGUUAACGCUUCAUUGUGUACUGUUGAGUUAUGAUGCACUUGGGAGACUUCUUGGGAGGAUUGCUAAUCUUACAAGAACUCGCGGUAUAGUUUAUUGACGUCAUCAGCGCGCUCAGUGGGAAUAUGAAGCACGCUUGCGCUAUUGAAUUUGAAUAGGCGAAUUCUCUAGCUAUGUUAUAAAUUGAGCUAACCCAGUUCAUUUGAUCAGCCCCUAGAAAAGACAUAUUUUCGUACCUUAGAGAGGUUUGGGCCUUGCGGAUGCUGAAAGAAAAUGACAAAUAUCCAUGUUUACUCCGUGAUGGUAGAAAUUUAUCCUUGUUGAUUUAUGACAGCGAGUCUAAGUAUGAGCGAGUAUGAGUCAAGAAAGUGAUCCAAUAAUAUAAGAUACCAUAAUUAUAUACAUGUAUUUUCUUCAUGUUAGAUUUCUUUUCGGAUGAAUACGAAGAUAGCAAGAAGCUGGAGAGAAUUAAGACAUCAGUUUUGAAGCCAAGCAAGGACAGAGCGGAGAGGAAAGCGCGGAUCAACAAGUAUCUCAGCUGGGUUAGUGAGAUCAUUGUAAAACAAGUUACAACUCUCUUUGUAUGUUAUACACAAAAAUCAAACUAACAAACACAAGUUACAACUCUCUUUGUAUGUUAUACACACAAAAAGCUAACAUACAAUCAAACAAACAAGUUUGUGUAGUAGCGAAUUCCAGCUGUUAUUGUGGAUGUUAAGUCCUUCCAUAAUACAGAAUAAUCAAGGCUGUCUACGCGGCACGUAGCACAGGUGGCCCAAGCGUAAUAUGAGAGUUUGUAUGGGAAAAAUAGAGUUUGAAACUUAGGUGAAAUAAAUGAAAUAAAAGCGAUAAAAGUUAUCAAUAAAUUGUUACCUGGAGUCGUUGUCUUUGUUUUUACGAAGUUUCAGCGCGUUUUGAGUACUUUUACAUCAUCUGACCUGACAGUGUAAUAAUAAGAGACUCUUAUUUACUUCAUUUAUUUCAUCUAAGUUUCAAACUCUAUUUUUCCCAUACAAACUCUCAUAUUACGCUUGGGCCACCAGUGCAGGUAGCACGCAUUGCAGUGCAAAAGUGAAAGUGGAUAUCGUAGAGAGUGCAAGCGCCUCAUGGCCUGAGUACGUGGAACGCAGUAGCCUGAGAAAACAGCCGACACAUCGCGACGCCACCACUAGUCUCUUCGCGAAAUGAUGUCUGAGGAACGGGCUCAGAAAUUCCAUACUCCUGAGGUGUCACUAUCCAGAUCUGAGUGGUUGGCUUCUGAUUGAUUGAAGCAAAUUUUCAACCAAUCAGAAGCACGACCAAGAUCUGGGUAGUGACUCGUCAUCAGUAUGAAAUCUCUGCGCUUAAUCCUCAGAUGUCAUUUCGUGGGAAACUGUUGGUGGCAUCGUGAUUCCGAAAUGUCGGCUGGGAAGGCAGACUAGAAGAAAUUUUAGCUACUGAAACAUCUCUCAGGUAUUGAUUGCACCGUAAUUAAAGCAAUGUUUGAGAACGAACCCAUAUGUUCGUGGCAGUGUAUUGUGCAGUUAAACACUUUUGCAUACGUGUUUUGUUUGAAAUAGUCCCCUGAAAUAAUUUUCAAGCCGAGAAUUGAAACUGCAAUCUUUUCUCUCGUUUGAUUAUAGUUUGAAAAAGCCUUGACACAGAAACAGAAGACCUUGUUGCUUGAGGAACCUCUUAACGAUGACGACUGCACAUUCCUUCGUCGCAUCUUUCUCAGUGCAACUCCCGAUCAACGCACAGUGGAUAUGACAAAGUUUGAAGUGGAAAAGAUUCAGGGAUAUGCAGUUAUUUUUAAGCUACUUGCAGGUGAGAUUGAGGGUAAAGGAAUUCCAGACCAUUGGACUGGGUAAGAUUUUUGUAGGGCGGUGGUGAUAUGGGCAUCCCCUUCUUACAUUACCUUAGCGAUGUGGGUUAGGGUUAGGAUUAGGAUUUAAGGGGAUGCCCAUAUCACGAGGGUUUUUGGAAUGGGGAUGCCCAAAACGCGGGGAUGCCCAUAUCACUGUGACAGCGGGGUAGGGCAGAGGUGAAAGUGCCUCAGUAUGAGUGUACAUGAGAAAAUGCAGCCUGGUGAUAAGGAGGUGUUAGGAGAAAUGUCCAAAGCUAUUUCCUAGUUGAUAUGGUUUACAGACUGUCCAACCUUUUAAGAAUAAAAAUUCGGGAGAUUCAGUUUAACCACAGCCGAAAAACGCGAGCGUCAAAGGUCUGAGCCUCUAGGGUGGGAGGUAUGGGACAUGCUUCCUCAGAAAAUUUGAAAUUUUGAUGAUUUGAAAGGCUUCUUCUGUGUUCGUACAGGACAAAUUCUCUGUUAAAAAUAUUCGGUAAAUCGAUCGUCAUUUUUGUGUGGCUUGUUUUCUGUAAUAAUUGACCAUCAAGAUAGCGGACACAAUCACAAAUCCUUUAUUAGCUCUGCGUGGCUUUGCGUACAAGUACUUGCAGAUUUUGUUUUUAAUUAAUUUCUUGCGGUUAGGUUUCGUAAGUUUUCUAUAUCCGUUAACUGAAACUAUAAAAGUGUACUCUGUUUCGAUUUCUUGUAUAAGUAUCAUAAGAAUUGGAUGAAAAUAUCAGAACUGAUGUCAAAAUCGGGAUUCUUCCUAUUCCCGUCGGAGUUUUCAAGCAAAAUCGGGGCACUCACCACGAGAACAGGAUGGUUGGACAACCUGGGUUUAACGUUGCUACACUGUGUGAUUUACUAUAAACACUUUCGUGAUCUUUGGUGGUCACUUUUCAGCGCUUUCUAACUGUGACAAGUGUCCUGUAAAGGAUUUAAGAGAACGAAAUUUGAAAUUGUGUCUACCGAUACAACAACUAAAAGACUAAAGAACACAAAACUCGCUUUUUCAUUAAAUAAUAAAAAUUUUCCAUGCUAUGGCUUUUUCACCUGAAAUAUUUAUUUUUUUUUGAAAAUGAGGUUUGUCUGACACGGACUGGAAUGAAGUCGAAAAGGCCUGGGCUGAGUGAAGAAAAACAAGUCAAGGAACGCGAUCUUCGUCAACCAAAUGAAUUACUUUAAGUUAAAUUGCAGUUAUAUUAUAGACAGUCUCUUUAAAAAUUGGAUUCUAAGUAGCUGUUUUGUAGAUUUACUGCUGGGUAGAUUUAAAAAAUUCUAACCCCUAAUUUUACAAGAAUAGGGUGAGUUGAAAACGCGCUGCCUACUGAUUCAUGAACAGCCGCCAUCUUGCAUGUUGCCUGUUUCCUCGACCUUUUUUCAGUCUCGCCCCAUUGUUUUUUUGGUCAUUCAAAAGUGUGGGCAUCGGAG
This is a messenger RNA of Porites lobata, 9605 nucleotides long. The record is from the annotation of a GenBank genome assembly. NCBI's taxonomy places the organism in Eukaryota, Metazoa, Cnidaria, Anthozoa, Scleractinia, Poritidae.